UACUGCUCCCACUUGCCCCGGUGGGGCCCGGGACCGGGAACCGCAGCUGCGACCCCGGGGGUCGGGGCGCACCCCUUUCCGGGGGCGGCCGUCUGGGCCGGGCGACUCCGGAGCUCCUCGGGCCGGUCCCCGGUGGCUCGCCGCGGACAGCAGCGCGGCUACGGGGCGGACCGCCGUACCCCGGUCGCGCCUGGCGGAGGAUAGCGGCGAGGGGCGCCCGCGGCCGCAGAGAGGGCCGCCGGUCGGGACGUUGACGGCACCUACCUGGGGUGCCGCAGAGAAACGCCGUGAAUUGCGGGGGCAUCAGUACCCCGGCCAAAUUAGAAUUUAAAUCCGUUGUUUUGAGCACCAUGACGCUGAGACUUUUAGAAGACUGGUGCAGGGGGAUGGAUGUGAACCCUCGGAAAGCGCUGUUGAUUGCCGGCAUCCCCCCGACCUGCACUGUGGCGGAAAUCGAGGAGGCUCUGCGGGCUGGUUUAGCGCCCUUGGGCGAGUACUCACUGCUGGGGAGGAUGUUCCGGCGGGUGGAGAACUGGAAUGUAGCCUUAGUAGGGCUAACCGAGGAGACUAGUCAUGCUCUGGUCCCUAAGGAGAUCCCUGGAAAAGGGGGUGUCUGGAGAGUGAUCUUUAAGCCUCCGGACCCGGAUAAUGAAUUUUUAAGCAGAUUAAACGAAUUCUUAGAGGGAGAGGGUACAACACUGGGUGAGUUGACCAGAGCUCUUGGAUAUGGAAACGACCGUUCCGACCUAGACCGGGACAGGAUCCCAGAAAUCCAGGCCCCUAUGUUGGCACAGGCAUUGGACGAGGCUCUUCAGCCUGCCCUGCAAUACCUGAAAUACAAAAAGCUGAGAGUGUUCUCAGGCAGCGAUCCUCCAGAACCAGGAGAAGAAGAAUUUGAAUCUUGGCUGUUUCAUACCACUCAGAUGAUGAAGACAUGGCAGGUGUCAGAUGCAGAGAAAAGAAGGCGAUUGCUAGAGAGCCUUAGAGGCCCAGCAUUUGAUGUUAUUCGAGUCCUUAAGAUACACAAUCCUUCCAUUACAGUGGCUGAAUGCCUGCGGGCCCUUGAGCAGGUUUUUGGGGUUAUCGACAAUCCUAGGGAAUUGCAGGUCAGAUAUCUGACCACUUAUCAGAAGGAUGAAGAAAAACUGUCUGCUUACGUGUUAAGAUUGGAGCCUUUAUUACAGAAGCUGGUAGAGAGAGGAGCAAUCGAGAAAGAUGUUGUGAAUCAGGCCCGCCUAGACCAAAUCUUUGCCGGAGCAAUCCACAGAACGCUUCGCCGGAAGCUUCCCGUGCCAAAGGACGGCCCCGCCCCUGGCUUUUUGGAAUUACUGGCACUGAUAAAGGAUGAAGAGGCAGCUGAGGAGGAGGAGGCCCUUCUCCAGGCAGGGUUAAAAGGGCGUUUCUCUUGAAUCUUAGGAAACCAGGAAGAGACAGCCGGCCGCAAGCAUGAAGCAUGAAGGUAAAACAGUCAUUGGACUCCGUGAUGGACGUUAAUCAGUCCCUUCCUCACGCUGCCAAGUAACUCGUUGUGUUCUUCUCGGUCUAAAUCCUUUGUCAUUCCUGUGCCUCGUUCAUGUUUCCUAAGUGUGUCAUAGACUAGGAAGGAUGCAGUUCUGCACUAGCAUUUAUGUAUUUAAGUUUACCCCUGUGAAUUUGCCAUAUAAAAUUGUACAGAGGGUCUGGCACCACAUACGUAUGGUGCUCCGAGAGGACAGGCAAGGCUCAGUCAUGUGCUGACCGUUGAGAUGUCAGCUUCUGUGGUAACAGGUGCAAAGAUAGCAUGUUGGAUGUGAUUAUUAUAGAUUUUAGAUGUGUGUUGUCUAUAUUUAUUAAUGGAGAUAUGAGCAGGGGUUAAGAUGCUAAGGUAUUUUCUGUUUGAAUCACAAUUUUACUGAUUCUGUGCAAUCAGAACAAGAGGCAGAAUCAAAUGCUGAGGUUGAUAAGUUUGUCAGCUGUCCCCUCGAACCCCAGAUUUCUGAUAUGUGUCGUCAGAACAUCCGUGCUGAAUGCCAUUUUAAUAGGUGUUAUAAGAUGACCUAUGUGAACUUCUAAAAUAAAGGAAUGCUGAUAAAAUGACCUUUUUAAAAA
Molecule: messenger RNA, 2088 nt
Organism: Prionailurus viverrinus (fishing cat)
Lineage: Eukaryota; Metazoa; Chordata; Mammalia; Carnivora; Felidae
Gene: MOAP1
Product: modulator of apoptosis 1
Exons: 2
Coding region: 351-1409 (352 amino acids)
Biological process (GO): regulation of apoptotic process
Source: RefSeq, a predicted model, not a curated record